Messenger RNA from Emericellopsis atlantica, 1052 nucleotides. RefSeq names its product Triosephosphate isomerase. Gene Ontology annotation, molecular function: triose-phosphate isomerase activity. The transcript has a single exon. Gene Ontology annotation, biological process: glycerol catabolic process; glyceraldehyde-3-phosphate biosynthetic process; glycolytic process. The record is from RefSeq and is a predicted model, not a curated record. Bases 202 to 963 code for a protein of 253 amino acids. Gene Ontology annotation, cellular component: cytosol. NCBI's taxonomy places the organism in Eukaryota, Fungi, Ascomycota, Sordariomycetes, Hypocreales, Bionectriaceae.
ACAAGCUUUGUUAAUGAAUGUGGGGUAAUUACACAAUUGUUUGCUGCUGGAGCUCUCGAAGUGGGAUGCGUCCAUGUCCAUCUUGUCUCCUUCGACACUCGACGCAACCAGCGACCAAGACCAACUCGACCAACCUAUACAAAACUUCUCCUACAUUGCCAAUUGAAGUUCAAGUCGGAUCGUUCUCCGUCAGACCUCAAAAUGACGACCUCCAACCGCCGCCUCAUCGGACUCUCGUCCAAAAUGUACUUCUCCCUCGACAAGACGUCCACCUACACAUCCGCCCUCCUGACCGCUCUCUCUUCGCUACCCUCACCGCCGCCCGUCGACAUCUUCCUCAUCCCCGACUUUGUCACCCUCGUGCCCACCGCGCAGCAGCUCAAGGAGGCCGGCUCGGACGUCUGGCUGGGCGCGCAGGACACCCACUGGGAGGACCACGGCGCGUACACGGGCGAGGUCAGCCCCUCGGUGCUGCGGGAUGUGGGCGUCAAGAUUGUCGAGGUCGGCCACGCCGAGAGGCGGCGGCUGUUUGGGGAGGACGACGACAUUACCGCCAAGAAGGCCGCGGCUGUCGCGAGGAACGGCAUGGUCCCCCUGGUCUGCAUUGGCGAGAAGACAGAGGGUGAUAUCCGCGUGGCGGUGGACGAGGUGCAGGUGCAAAUCGACGCGGUCAUGAGCGCUGUAGACGACGCGGCAGAAGUCGUGUUGGCGUACGAGCCUGUCUGGGCGAUUGGCGCGAGUCAGCCUGCUGGUGAGGAGCACAUUCUGAAUGUCGUUGCGGGUAUCAGGAACCUGGACAGCGUUAAGAACAGGCGAGGCAGCACGAGGAUUGUGUAUGGAGGCAGUGCUGGCCCUGGACUGUUUGAGAGGCUGAGCUCUGGUGUCGAUGGCCUCUUUCUGGGCAGGUUCGGACACGACGUGGCUCAGUUUGUGAGGACAGUCAAGGAGGUCAUUGAUGCAUGAGUCUUGCGGGUCACAGCGCCAGAUCAGAGAGGAAGUGCUUUGCAUUGUAGUAGCGAGCUAUGUGUUCCAUCCGUGCCUAGAACAUGGCA